AUGUCUCUACUAGUCACGCUGCUUUUGCUGUCACUGGUUUCUCAGUGUUGGACUGCUCCACAGAGGAGAAACUGGACUUCUCAGGCGAUCCUAUACCUGAAAGGAGCACAGGGACGCCGCUCAUUUUUGGAGCGUGCCAGAAGAGAGGAAGAAAGCACUUUUCACUCAGGGACUCACAAGCAGAACAGCGCUGGCCGAGGCUCUUCUUUGCUUUUAUCCAUUUUACUGGAACGCCUACAGCGAGCUGUAGAAGAAGAUGCAGGCAAUCCAGAUAAUCACCUGGACUAUCAGGAGGUGAAUAGUACCCACUUGUGAACAUUCAUCAGAGCCCACUUCUAUGUUUUUCUGUUUCUUAUGUUGCUUGUUACAUUUUAUUGUUAUUGUUGAUGUUUGUCUGCGUGUCGCAAAUUUGACUUAACUUAU
Molecule: messenger RNA, 423 nt
Organism: Neolamprologus brichardi
Lineage: Eukaryota; Metazoa; Chordata; Actinopteri; Cichliformes; Cichlidae
Product: spexin prohormone 1-like
Molecular function (GO): neuropeptide hormone activity
Source: RefSeq, a predicted model, not a curated record